UCCAUCGAUUUCCCGAGCUGACACGUGUCAGAAUCCUAUUGGAGAGAAGCACUGUAAAACCGUAGCUGCAGUCUAUUUGAACUACGACUUGAGGAGAGUGCGUCAUUUAAAAAUCAAACAGCCUCUCGAUACAGAGAGAGAGAGAGAGAGAGAGAGAGGCUUCUUUCCUUCUUCCAAGCGAAGGAAAACCAGAGCAGAGCAGGUAAAAGGAGGAAAGGGAGAAAAAAUGUUCUUGAAGAAGCCUCCCUCACACUCAUGGUGGUUUGAUAGCCACAACAGUCCCAGACGCUCUCCCUGGCUUCAAUCUACACUUACAGAGCUGGAUGAGAAGACAAAGGCGAUGCUCAAACUGGUUGAAGAAGAUGCAGACUCAUUCGCCCAACGUGCCGAGAUGUACUACAAGAAGCGGCCGGAACUAGUCAACAUGGUUGAAGAUUUCUACCGUACUCACCGCUCAUUAGCCGAGCGAUACGACCAGCUCAGAUCAGAAGCAGGGCCAAGGCUCACGUUGACGCCAUCCAUCUCCCCUUUCUCAGCCAAAAACCAAUCACAGAAGCUAGGAACGCAGUCUGACAGAUCCUCCUCUAGAUCCUCCAUAGCCUCCUCAGAUUGCUUCGAUUCGGAGGAAUCCGAGGUUGACGACCCCGAUGAAGAGGAGACCCAAGUUGGAGGAGGGGAUGUAGAGGAAGUUUCUAGCAAGGAUGGGGAAGUGAAGAAGAUGAGAGGAGAGAUUGACAGACUUAAAGAAGAGAAUAGAAUUCAAAAGGCAGAAAUGAUGGAGAGAAAUGAAGAGAAGAGAGAGGCAAUAAGGCAGCUGUGUUUGGCUAUGGACAUAUUGAAGGAAGAGAAUGUUAGUUUGCGGAAAUGUCUCGAAGACUCAAAGAAGAGAGGUGUGUUUGAAUUCAGCAAAUGGAAAGGGGUUUUCUCAGGGAAGUUUUUUAGUGGACGAUGAGGAUUUGUGGUGAGUCUGAACAAAGUGUAAUAUUCAGAACAAUGAGGAUUUGUGGUGGGUCUGAACAAAGUGUAAUAUUCAGAACAAUGAGGAUUUAUAGGGAUAGGGUGCUGAUGCAUCAUCAUACAAAUGGGACCGAUGGUUGGUUGAUCGAGGCUGUUGAUUUUAUGGGACCUGCCGAUGAUUGGUUGAUCGAUGCCGUUGAUUUUAUGGGACCUGCCGAUGAUUGGUGAUGACCCAAAACUCUUCGUAACUGUUUCUCCUCCUAUCAACUGUCUAUUUGUAUCCUGCCUAUAACAAAGGGUUGUGAACUAGUAAAUCUGGGAUAGUUUUGGGUAAUGGCCAAUCCCACAAUAGGGCCCAUAUGAGCAGUGGUCUGGAUCAUAAAACCAUGGGACCAUUAUCAGAACUUUAUAUUCCUCUUAGAACAUAGGUUGUAUUUCAUGAUAUACAUAGGUAGGUUUAUAUGAGCAAUAUUUUUUUAGGAUUUGGAUAGUAAUGUUGUAAUUUUCUGACUUUUCUCUCUCGUUAGUACUAGAUAGAGCAAAUUUUAUUUUA
This is a messenger RNA of Magnolia sinica, 1510 nucleotides long. RefSeq names its product protein NETWORKED 3C-like. The coding region runs from base 227 to 952 and encodes 241 amino acids. Lineage: Eukaryota; Viridiplantae; Streptophyta; Magnoliopsida; Magnoliales; Magnoliaceae. The record is from RefSeq and is a predicted model, not a curated record. Gene Ontology annotation, molecular function: actin binding. The transcript has 3 exons.